Molecule: messenger RNA, 1125 nt
Organism: Cercopithifilaria johnstoni
Lineage: Eukaryota; Metazoa; Nematoda; Chromadorea; Rhabditida; Onchocercidae
Source: the annotation of a GenBank genome assembly
AUGUUUUAUCAUAAUAAACUAUUAUCCAAUCGUUCGAUUAUUAUUGGUCUUCUUGCUACAAUUAUUUUUAUUGAAGCAAUAAUUAUUGGAAUUUUAUUACAACAACAACCAACAAAAUUGAUCAAUAAUCAAAAUGAUACAUGUGGAAUAAUGUCGAAUCAUUCGCGAUAUCGCCGAGAAAUACAUGAUAUUGAAAAUAGUAAUGAAUGGAAAUAUGCAGAUUUAUCAUCAACACUGUAUCUUCCAAUUUAUGCUCAAAUUUCGUAUAAAUCGUUAAAAGCUAUUUGUGAAGAACAUAAUAAACGACGUAUGAAGCAUAAAUGGAAACAUGUAAAAAAUAUCACAACUUAUAACAACAGACCGAGAAGAUUGAAUAAACGAGGUUGUGGAUUAAUUAGUUCAAUUUCUCGACCACAUAUUUUGGCUCAUCGUUUGAAUAAAAUUGGCGGUAUUGUUCGACAUGGCACACAUUGGUUUCAGACUGAAUAUUCGUUGGGAUACAAUGUUUUUGAAUACUACAAUCUAAAUGAUCUACGAUCUUCGCAUCCUUCUGCAAUACAUUCAUUGGAUAUUGCGCAAUUUGAUGGUACCGAUAAUACCGCAUGUAAUGGAAAUAAUUUUAUUUAUUAUGCAUCAUCGACAUCGAGUAUUUAUUCGUAUCAGAUUGAUGAAAAACGUUCGAAAAGUGCAGCAAUUGAUGUUUCAAAAAUUCCAAUUUACAAAUUUUCUCAUUCGUACGUGGAUUUGGAAAAUGACGGUAGCCAAUUAUGGAUUCUGUAUCAUUCCAUUUCGGAUGGUACCAUAAAAGCUUCGUUACGUGAUUGUACGACACUUGUGGAACGUAAAUCCUGGAUUUUACAAUUUCUGGAUACAAAAACUAUUGUGAAUGCAUUUAUUGCUUGCAAUCAUUUGUAUACCAUUACUCAAAAUGUUACAUCAAACAUUUUGAAUAUUAUUUAUGAUUUUGGUACCGAUAAGUUUUUCGAUAACAUUCCACAAAUAGGUAGUUGGAAACGAUAUGGUAUACCAUCAACUGUGCAAUAUGAUCAUACGACAAAAACAAUUAAUAUUUUUGAGAAUGGUAUUAUUUACAGUAUUGCAGUACAAAUUAGUAAAAAUUAUUGA